This is a messenger RNA of Notolabrus celidotus (New Zealand spotty), 1836 nucleotides long. RefSeq names its product tumor protein p53 (gene tp53). Gene Ontology annotation, biological process: regulation of transcription by RNA polymerase II; protein tetramerization; apoptotic process. Gene Ontology annotation, cellular component: nucleus. Lineage: Eukaryota; Metazoa; Chordata; Actinopteri; Labriformes; Labridae. The transcript is spliced from 11 exons. The record is from RefSeq and is a predicted model, not a curated record. The coding region runs from base 296 to 1423 and encodes 375 amino acids. Gene Ontology annotation, molecular function: DNA-binding transcription factor activity, RNA polymerase II-specific; protein binding; RNA polymerase II cis-regulatory region sequence-specific DNA binding.
CAACUUCACAUUCCGUGACGUUGGAUUUAAACGCGUCAUAGUUUAGAAGCUUGUGAUUGGACGCUGUUCGAGUUUAAGCCCCGCCCCCUUGAUCCCCCUUGUAUUCUGUGGGAAUCCCCGUGACCGUCCCACACAACGUGCUCCGCGUUUUCCUCAAUAAUAUUUUGACUUUUGAGCCGUUUUACCUCACCAACCACACGCUCACCAGUGACUCACCUCGACCGCAGCGGGACUCUUAAGUCCUCCCAGCACGCCUGCAGCUCGUCUCUUCCGCGCUUCAGCUGGAAACGGAGCGAUGGAGGAGCAGAGCCUGGAAAACCUGACUCUGAGUCAGCCCCUGCCCCUGAGCCAGGACUCAUUCAGACAGCUGUGGGAGAAUGUAGUCAGUUCCUCCAUCUCCAUGCCAACGGACAACCCUCAGGAAACAUGGCAGACAGGGGGGCUCCUGCUGUUGAAUGAGCAGCCUUUUCCAGAGGAGUUCGAUGAAAACCUCUUCAACCUCCCGGAUAUGUCCAGCAAGGACGGCAUUACACCCCCAGCCUCCACUGUCCCGGUUACAAGCGACUAUCCUGGAGAUUACGACUUCCGGCUUCAAUUUCAAAAGUCUGGCACAGCCAAGUCUGUGACCUCGACUUAUUCAGAGAUCCUGAACAAGCUCUACUGCCAGCUUGAUAAAACAAACCCAGUGGAGAUCCUGGUCAGCAAAGAGCUUCCAGUGGGAGCCGUCCUGAGGGCCACAGCCGUCUACAAGAAGACAGAGCACGUGGCAGAGGUGGUCCGAAGAUGUCCUCACCACCAGAACGAGGAAGGAACUGCUGAAAAUCGCAGCCAUCUGAUCAGAGUGGAGGGCAGCGAGAGAGCACAAUACUACGAGGACCUCCACACAAAGAGGCAGAGUGUGACCGUCCCCUACGAGCCCCCACAGUUGGGCUCAGAGAUGACGACCAUCCUGUUGAAGUUUAUGUGCAACAGCUCCUGCAUGGGGGGCAUGAACCGCAGACCAAUCCUCACCAUCCUGACCCUGGAGACCCCAGAGGGGCAUGUUCUAGGUCGGAGGUGCUUCGAGGUGCGUGUCUGCGCAUGUCCAGGCAGGGACAGAAAAACGGAGGAGGAUAACAAUAAUAAAUCAAAGACUGACACCAAACCAACAAAGAAAAGAAAGAGCGUUCCUGUUAUGGAACAGACUUCUGUGAAGAAGUCGAAGUCUGCAUCAAGCGGGGAAGAGGACGACAAAGAGAUUUUUGUCCUGCAUGUCCGUGGACGAGAGCGCUACGAGAUGCUGAAGAAAAUAAACGACGGGCAAGAGCUACUUGAGAAAGAAAACAGAUCCAAGAAGUCGUCCAUCAAAGCGCCGCUCCCUCUCCCUCUCCCUUCUAGCGGCAAGAGGCUGCUGCGGAAAGAAGAGAGGAGCGAGAGCGAUUAAGAAGCCUUUCUAUGCCUUAAAUCAUGCAAACAACCCCCCCCCUCCCCUAACCCCCAAACAUCAGGUUAAGUUCUUCUUUUUCUUUACUGAGAAGUCACUUGUAGGACUUUAAGGUCUGGUAACUGCAUGCUUGAAACAUGAUAUCACGUGGGAGGAGGGUGGGAAUCACUCAGUGUUAAUCUAGGCAGGGGGGUUCCUUCCAGUUUGGACUAUUCCACAUAUGAACAUAUGUCUGCCAUGUCUCUGUAUUAUGCAUUACUGUUAGUCUGAUGUAACCAAUGAGAACUGAAGAGUCCCUUGUUCUUUCGGUGACGUUUCUGUUUUUUAUAUUUGUCCAAUAAAGUGAUCAUGAUUUUAAUCUGGCGAAUCUGAGCCGUCCAAUCAGACACCAGAAUUAAAAUAAUUAAGAAAGA